AUGAUCCGUCAAUCCAUGUCACCGUGGGCUGCCCAGUGCUUACGCGUUAAGAAGGAUGGUACGCUGCGACUGUGCAUCGACUGGCGUGAACUCAACAAACUCUUGGUCUCGGAUAGUGGGGAUUUGGGUGACAUGCAGGCGAUAUUCGAUGGGUUGAAGGGCAAGAAGUAUUUCACUCAGCUAGACCUCGCCUCCCGUUUUCACCAGAUGGUAAUCGCCGUGAAAGACCGUUACAAGAAGGCCUUUCGAGAUGCGGAUGCUGAGGAAGACGCCUUCCAGUAUUUACGAGACACGUUGGCUUCCCCGAAGGUCCUCGCUUUCCGUGACCUUGAGCGUCCGUUCGAACUGCACACGGAUGCUAGCACGCUGGGUGUAGAAGCUUCGCUCAUGCCGACAAUCGAUGGUGUCACCAGCGCGGUGGCGAUCGCGAGCCACCGGUUUUCACAAACCGAUGCUAGACGCGGGCCCACGGAACGAGAAUGCAUGGGGGUCCUCUGGGCGGUAGAGCACUUCCGGUCACGGUUCAAACUGGUGACAGACUGGUCUGCCCUCACAUGGUUGUUCCGAAGCCGUGAACUCUGCCCCAAGCUGCACAGGUGGGCGCUGCGGCUGAUGGAGUACGACCUGGAGCUGGAAUGGAAGGCGGGGGUAGAGCACGUAUUGCCCGAUGCUUGGUCCCGGUUGCCCGUGGCGAACCCGGUAGAGGUCGACGUCGACGGUUCGUUUCCGGAUACUGUCGUUUGCUGCAGGCGCUGCGGUAGAGAUCUCAGGACCAGAGUUGAAGGGUGUAAGGCUGGCUGA
Molecule: messenger RNA, 801 nt
Organism: Ectocarpus sp. CCAP 1310/34
Lineage: Eukaryota; Phaeophyceae; Ectocarpales; Ectocarpaceae
Source: the annotation of a GenBank genome assembly